Messenger RNA from Magnolia sinica, 4402 nucleotides. Its product is annotated as GPI ethanolamine phosphate transferase 2. Lineage: Eukaryota; Viridiplantae; Streptophyta; Magnoliopsida; Magnoliales; Magnoliaceae. The record is from RefSeq and is a predicted model, not a curated record. Gene Ontology annotation, cellular component: endoplasmic reticulum membrane. Bases 137 to 3103 code for a protein of 988 amino acids. The transcript is spliced from 17 exons. Gene Ontology annotation, biological process: GPI anchor biosynthetic process.
ACAAAUAGGUAGGGAAUGUGAAAAUCUCAAAAGCAGAGGGGAGUAUCUGCAAAGGUCAGGCAGUAGAGGGCUGAUAUGCAAAAAUAACUCUUAAACCGAUCGUCUCUCUUGCUCUGCCUCUCUCUCUGUCGCUUGUAUGUCUUCGCUAACCUGCGCCAGAUUGGCGACAUGGACCAUCGCGGCGGUCUUGUUGCAGGUCCUCGGGCUCUCCCUUUUCGCCCUAGGGUUUUUCCCCGUAAAGCCCACUCUCUCCGGUGUAAGUGGACCCGAGAGCUACCAAAUGCCGACAUGCGAUUCGACUCUCGAAGAUGGCAACAAAACAGCGCUACCACCCGAUCAUCUACGCUCUCUGUAUAAGGAGAUGUCUGGGAUACCUCCUUCAUUUGAUCGAUUGAUACUGAUGGUUGUUGAUGGCCUGCCAGCUGAAUUUGUGCUGGGAAAGGGAGAUCAGCCUCCAAGUAAGGCUAUGAUGGAAGCUAUGCCAUAUACUCAAUCUUUAUUAUCGAAUGGAAGGGCAGUUGGGUACCAUGCGAAAGCCGCACCUCCAACUGUGACUAUGCCUCGGCUAAAGGCAAUGGUUUCUGGGGCGAUUGGAGGUUUUUUGGAUGUGGCGUUCAAUUUUAACACGCAGGCUUUUCUAGACGACAAUCUUCUUGGUCAGUUCUGUAAGAUUGGUUGGAAAAUGGUGAUGCUUGGGGACGAGACGUGGAUUAAGUUGUUUCCAGGAUUAUUUAUGAGACAAGAUGGUGUUAGCAGUUUCUAUGUAAAAGAUACAGUAGAAGUGGAUCACAAUGUUUCUCGGCAUUUGGAAGUUGAGCUUGUCACUGCUGACUGGAAUCUUCUGAUUCUUCACUAUCUUGGCUUAGAUCAUGUUGGGCAUAUUGGUGGGCGUUAUAGUACCUUGAUGGCUCCAAAAUUGAAGGAGAUGGAUGAAGUUAUUAAGAAGAUUCACAUGAGCACAAUCUUGCAUCAAAACAAUCUUGAUAAGCGAACACUUCUGAUGAUAGUCAGCGAUCAUGGCAUGACUGAUAAUGGUAAUCAUGGGGGAUCUUCGUAUGAAGAAACUGACUCCUUGGCUCUGUUUAUUGGUCUGCAAUUCAAGGUCCCAGAUUCUGCACUGGCAACCCAUAAUAAUGCUCUUCAGGUAGACAUUGCACCAACAUUGGCUCUUCUCUUCGGCGUGCCUAUUCCAAAGAAUAAUGUCGGUGUUUUGAUUGCACGGGUCUUGGAUUCUUUGACAGAUGAGCAAUGGCUACGAGCAUUGGAAUUGAAUUCCUGGCAGUUACUAAGAUUGCUGCAAGCACAAAUACCUGGCUUAUUGUGUGGAAACUCUGCAUGCGAUGGUUUUCAUCAUGAAAAAUGUCUUGCAGUGAGUAGAUGCAAUGGUUGUAUCACAGAAAAGUUUUGUUGCCUAUAUUCAAAAGCAGUGGCUCUCCACAGCUCCUGGAAAUUUCAGUCUAAUAGUACUGAUGACCUUCGGACCACUAUUGCCGCAUAUUAUGAAUUUUUGACAACUUCCACCGAAUGGUUAUCACGAAGAGUCACUGAUAAGCCUCUCGUCUUACUUGCAUCCGGAAUUGCAAUAAUGCUUAUAUCAUGUGUGAUGCUGCUGAGUCUUCUAUUUCGGCUAUGUAGUGAGAUCUACCUGACACAGAUGCAAUGCCUUCCCAACUUAAAUGGCUGCACCAACAAGUGGCGUUUGGAUGAGGCAUUUGUUUUGAUUGCAGUUCUAAUUCAUGUUCUUAGUCUCGGUGCAAGCUCUAUGGUAGAGGAAGAGCAAUAUAUAUGGCAUUUUCUGACAUCUUCCUUGUUUUUGAUAUUUCUGCGAGUGGCACUUCAAUCCUUGCCGGUAGGACCAGCAUCAAGUUUAUGUAAUGAAGAUAAAGGAGAAAAGAGCUUUACCAUAUGUCAAUCAAGCAAAAACAGUAAAAAUAAUGACACCUAUUUUCAGGUAUGUCCCGUCAUUGUGGUUCUUAUUUGUGGAAGGAUUUUGAGAGGUUGGCAUCAAGGUGGUGUGAACUGGACUCAUCUUCCUGAUAUUUCGAAGUGGCUCGAGGAUGCUGGUAUUCUCGGCAUUAAAUCAUUCCAGAUAGCUUCAGUGUUCCUGGUUGUGAGCUUUGGCUCAUUCGCUCUUUUCUUAGUAAAAUCAAUGAGAAAUUUUGUUCUUGUAGUUCAGAUAGGUGUAUGGAUAUCAGCAUCAUUGGUGUUAUUUCAUAUUAUGGAAUAUGAGAAUCAUGCAGUCGUUAGCACUAAUUCAAUAGCUCAGAUCAUAUAUGCUACUGUUGGCAUGACAGUGAUGGGAACUGCAUUAGUAUCACCAUGGAUCACUCCUGUUUCAAAUAGGAUGCCUUACAAGAAUACCGAACCCGUUUCGACUUCUCUUCCCAUUGAUAUCAAAGUUGAGUCGCUUCUGGUGGGAAUAAGAGAUUCUGCAUACUUGAAUGGAAGGACAUAUAUAAUAUGUUGGUGUCUGCUCCAGCUACUUCUCCAGCAACCAAUAAAUGCAAUGCCCGUCUUGCUGCUUCUUUUGCAAAUUCUGGCUAGCAUGAAUUAUUUCUCGACUGAUGGAUCACAUCAUAAACAGUGGGUCGAGGUUGCCGCCAUGUACUUUUUGGGAAUGGCAGGUCAUUUUGGACUAGGCAACAGCAACACCUUAGCUACUGUUGACGUUGCUGGAGCAUUCAUAGGCAUCUCUAGUCGUUCUACGGUACUUGCUGGUGUCUUGGUAUUCAUGAUUACUUACGCAUCUCCUCUGUUGUUUCUUCUUGCUAUGACAAUGUACAUACCCAUGACGGAGAUGAAAUAUCUACGAGCGUCACGGAAUGAAGAUUUGGGUUGUCAUCUCCGGAUGAUGGUUGGGAUUCCUUGUCUUCUGCCCCUGGGCUUGAACUCGGUUGUGUUGACUGCAUUCACCAUCAUAUUGUUGCUUAUGAGGAACCAUCUGUUUGUUUGGAGUGUGUUCUCGCCAAAGUACCUGUACGUUUGCACUGCAACUGUGAGCAUCUACGUUGGGGUGUCCAUAAUAGCUGCAACGGGAGUCUAUACUCGCUCCAUCUUCUUCUUUAGGACAAAAAUGUUCAGUUUGAUGGAAGGGACUACCUAGUGGUGACUGAAAUGACAAGGCAACUCUUUUCAUGCUGGUCUUGACUUGCAAUGGAGAAGAAAAUGUUCUCAAGCUCAGUGUAUCGAUGUAUCUCAUUUUACUCUGAUCGGCAUAGCGAUAUACCUACCCGCACAGUUCAUGUGCAUGAGUAAAGCAGUGGGAAGUUUCCAAUCAUCUCCAGACUGCAAGUGGUCUAUCUUACAUGGUCUAAGAAAGAGGUAUUUCUUGAACUAAUGGAAUUCUGAUUUAUUUUUUAUUUUUUAUUUUUUUUUAAUUUUUUGUGUUCUUGUAAUUGGAAGAGGAAUGCUAUCUCUAGACACCCAUCUUCCCGUGCCAAACACGUGUUGACAGCACCUGCCGAUGUGGGGUGUGGAAUAUUCAUCAGGUGGUCCACCGUUUGAGUGUUCCCUUUUGCCCAAAAAUCCUGCUAGUAUACAUAUCAUGUGGGCUGCACAUUUAUGAAGAAGUAGACAAUUAGAAGAAUGAUUACCAACAGGCUACACAGUGCAUGUGUUGCUCACCUGAUGAGUGAGCUGACCUGUUUUCUGGAACAGGACGCCUCAUCUACUACCCGAUGAACAUCCUGUUCCUGCAUUGGCACAUGGUGUGUUUGUGUUUGGUGCUUGAAGAUGGGGUGUCUGGAAGCAAGGGAACCAUGCAAACAGUCCUUGUUCUCAUGUUUACUGAGCUUUCAGAUUUAAAGCAAGAUGCUGUGGAUCCAAACCAGCACUACAAAAUUAUUCUUUGGCAACAUCACCCAUUGGACAAAUGAUAUGAUUUUUCUGGUUCUCACUGUUGUUGUUGUUAUUAUUAUUAUUAUUAUUAUUAUUUUCGAUCCAGGCUUCUUGUCAGAAGCCCAUGGAGACCCGGGUCAUACCUAGGAGAGUAGGUGUCCAUGACCAGCUGUGCUAUUCAAGACUGACAUGGUAGAUCGUACUAGCUGUAAAAACUUCAAAGAGAAAAGCAUAUACAUUUUAGUCUCGGAUGGAGACAGGUGAUGAAUUGAAGAGAGAGUUUGUUGGCAUUGAUUUGUUCUUGUUAGAUUAGGAUUUUGCAGGAACUUGCACAAGUUGGGAGCCUAAGCUGCAUCGACCUGCGAAAUUAGGCGCUGUUAGGGGAAGGGCGGGAAUUAAACGGUGCUUACUUAAAAGUGAAAACAGCUUUGUUUCGGAAACCCUGUUUGGGGGAAUGGAGAAGGUCAAUCCAACCUGCUCCAAAAUGUGAGCUUGAUUCUUUAAAUAGAAACGAGCACAACGUCCAUUUUGUUUGCAUAUUAGUAACAUCCAAACAUGCCCUAGA